UGGUUCAAUUUCAGUUCACCAGUUCGCUCUGCACACCAAAAAAAGCUUUCAAAUCAAUCUCCGAUCUCUUUUUUUCUCUCUCUAGCUUCGCUUCUUUAUUCCACCACUUUCUAUCUCUAGAUUCGGUGUAUUUAUCGCGGACUCACUCGAAUUCAAUACGCAAUCGAUUAUAUUGUUCGAUUUUGCUCUCUCGGAUGUGCGUCAAGAAAUGAAGAUUGAAUCUUGGAGUGUUCGUGGAGUGUUCUAGAGUUUCGCAACAACAGUCCGCCUUCAAUGGCGAUUCGAGGCGUAGAUUUCAAGUGGUACGAUGGGUUUUUCUUGUCAAUGCUUGCCACAAGUAUAAUCAUUGUUGCGAUCAAUUGGAAGCGGUACCAUUCUUGUACACAUCCUUUGCACACAUGGAUUGUGGUUGACUACACUGUUGUGUUUGUUUUUCGGCUCUUGAUGUUCGUAGAUAAUGGGCUUGCUGCUGGUAUGGGAUUGGAUUUCGGAUGGCAGCAAAGAUAUGCACGUUUUUGUGGAAGAUUAGUGGUUCUUUCAAUUCUCUCUGUGCUGCUCUAUCCAUUUUUGUGGGCGUGGACUAUUAUUGGUACCCUGUGGUUCACUAGAGCAAGAAAUUGUUUGCCUGAAGAAGGUCAGAAAUGGGGUUUCUUUAUUUGCUUGCUUUUUAGCUACUGUGGACUCCUUUGUAUUGCCUGCAUGUCUAUAAGAGGGUGGUUAAAACGGAGACGAGCACACUUACUACGGGCUCAGCAGGGGAUUCCUGUUUCAGAAUAUGGGGUGUUGGUUGACAUGAUUCAGGUACCGGAUUGGGCAUUUGAAGCUGCUGGCCAAGAAAUGAGAGGCAUGGGCCAAGAGGCAGCAUACCAGCCCGGACUAUACUUGACAGCAGCUCAGAUUCCAAUGUUACUGGAAUGCAUGCAGAGAGAAGCAGUGGAGGCACUGAUUCAGGAACUUCCAAAGUUCAGGCUCAAGGCUGUUCCCACUGAUUGCAGCGAAUGUCCCAUCUGUCUAGAAGAGUUCCAUGUGGGAAAUGAGGUUCGUGGCCUUCCUUGUGCACACAAUUUCCACGUGGAAUGCAUUGACGAAUGGCUUCGUCUGAAUGUGAAAUGCCCCAGGUGCCGUUGUUCCGUCUUUCCAAACCUUGAUCUCAGCGCACUAUCCAAUAUCCGGCCUGAUUCUGAACGGUCAUCAUCUUCCAGUGUCGUGACAACAACCCGUUAUGCGAGAACCCCUCAACCUCCUAGCCAGAGUUACCUAUUGAGAUUGCAAGGUUUGUUACGACCAGUUCAUACAGAAACUGCAGGGCUGGGCCAUGAUGCAGACGUUGCGUUGGAAACCGCUGAGAACAGAGGUAUGUCAGUUGCAAUUCGGGACCCCACAAAUGUUGAUGCGGGAUACCCUGUUGUUGAACACAUAGUAGUUGUGCAGUCAAACCCUCCUCAACACUAGUCUCUUUUUUGGACUCUUUUGUGAUUAAACCGGUAUUAACCGCUGAGAACAGAGGUAUUUCUGUUGCAAUUCGGGACCCCACAAACAUGGAGGAGGGAUACCCUGUUGUUGAACACAUAGUAGUUGUGAAGUCAAACCCUCCUCAGCACUAGUCUUUUUCUCAGACUCUUUUGUGAUUAAACCGGUGUUACUUCUUAGUCUAACCACACGUGAAAUGGAAGUGUGUCCAUUGAAUAGUUAUGUUAACAUGAUUUUUUUGAUCUGAAACCCCUGUAAUUGAAUGUUUCCUUUGGUAUGUUUUCUCCUACUGUUUUUACGUCGUUAUGUUUCUAGCAAGGAUAUGAAACAAUAAGCCAGUGCUUACCAGAGGAUGUGAAUGAAAACAACUUUAGGCAGAUCUAACUGAAAUCUUUCUUGUUUGUAAGGCUAUGUUUGGAAUCAACAACUAAGAAUGAGAAUGUUAUUACUAUCAA
Messenger RNA from Camellia sinensis, 1925 nucleotides. RefSeq names its product E3 ubiquitin-protein ligase SIS3. NCBI's taxonomy places the organism in Eukaryota, Viridiplantae, Streptophyta, Magnoliopsida, Ericales, Theaceae. Gene Ontology annotation, biological process: sugar mediated signaling pathway. The record is from RefSeq and is a predicted model, not a curated record. Gene Ontology annotation, molecular function: ubiquitin-protein transferase activity.